GUUUCCUCUGUUUUCUUCCGGGAUAUAUGUGGCAAAUAAAAUGGCGUCUCUUGACAGAGUAAAAGUGUUAGUUUUAGGAGAUUCUGGGGUGGGCAAGUCUUCCUUGGUUCAUCUACUCUGUCAAAACCAGGUGCUAGGAAAUCCAUCGUGGACUGUUGGCUGCUCUGUUGAUGUUCGGGUCCAGGACUACAAGGAGGGAACCCCGGAGGAGAAAACCUACUACAUUGAACUCUGGGAUGUUGGAGGAUCUGUUGGCAGUGCUAGCAGUGUCAAAAGCACUAGAGCUGUCUUUUAUAAUUCAGUGAAUGGAAUAAUUUUGGUGCACGAUUUAACAAAUAAGAAAUCCUCCCAGAAUCUCUACCGGUGGUCACUAGAAGCAUUAAAUAAGGAUUCAUCGCCAACAGGAGUUAUCGUGUCAAAUGGCAGUGACUAUGAAAGGGAGCAGUUUGCUGAAAACCCAGUGCCUUUACUAUUGAUUGGAACGAAGUUUGACCAGAUCCCAGAGACCAAACGCAAUGAAGUUCUCACACGGACCGCCUUCCUGUCAGAAGACUUCAAUGCAGAGGAGAUUAAUCUUGACUGCACCAACCCAAGAUACCUCGCUGCUGGCACAUCUAAUGCUGUGAAACUUAGCAGAUUCUUUGACAAGGUAAUAGAAAAAAGAUACUUCACAAGAGAUCCAAGUCAGAUGACUGGCUUCACAGACAGGAAACGGUUCAACUUCAAAAGUUUGCACUAUGACUAACAGCUUCAUCUGUGGUUUCAUUCCAUCACCUUUUUGGCUGCUCAACCACAAGUCAACCGUCACUCACUGAUACAAAGAUGCCUUUAAAUUGACAUUUCUUCAAAAAUGUGUUUAUUGAUCAAGUAUAAGGAUCAGAGUAAAGCAAAAUUUAGAAAAAGUCAAAGUUCUUAUUUUUUCCUUCCAAACCAGGUCCAAAUUCUCAAUGUUUUUUUUCUGUAAGCCAUGUGAGUUAAUAACAUUGUAAUAAAGACCAGUAGUCUUGGCUUAUGA
Cheilinus undulatus (humphead wrasse) is the source of this 1015-nucleotide messenger RNA. It is a transcript of the gene rabl3, whose product is annotated as RAB, member of RAS oncogene family-like 3. Gene Ontology annotation, cellular component: endomembrane system. The coding region runs from base 41 to 745 and encodes 234 amino acids. NCBI's taxonomy places the organism in Eukaryota, Metazoa, Chordata, Actinopteri, Labriformes, Labridae. Gene Ontology annotation, molecular function: GTPase activity. The transcript has 8 exons. The record is from RefSeq and is a predicted model, not a curated record. Gene Ontology annotation, biological process: intracellular protein transport.